CCACCGGAGUUCAUAAAAGUUUAGUCCGAGCCACGGUGUGAGAAUACUUGGAGGAAAUAUCAAGGACUGCUGUGUGUCCAUUCAACUUUGAUUGGUUUAUUCGAGUGUUGGAGAUUAACAGCAGCUUCAAUCAAGAGGGCUGAAAAAAAGAAGAUUUAUUCACAGGAUAAUAAUCACUGAUAAUUGCAGAAUUAUGUCAACUCACAAGCGGAUCCUGAGAACCCUGGGAAAUGGCCCUGCUCGACGAAACCUGUUCGGCCCAGUCGACCGAGAGCAGCUUCAGGCGGACUACCAGGCCAUCCUGCGGAAAGACCUGGAGGAGGCUUCGACUCGUUGGGGUUUCGACUUCCGCUUGGACAAACCUCUGGAGAGCAGCGAGUUCCAGUGGGAGGGAAUCCCUAGUGCCAAGGUGCCACUGCUCUACAGAUCCUGUAUGUUCGGUCUGGGGCAGGAGAAAGACCAGAGGGUGACCGAGGCAGCAGUUACGCCCAAGAGAAGAAGGGUGGAGCCGCCACCACGGAGGGAGAAGGAGAACAUCCCAUGUUCGCCAGAGAGAUGUGAACUCGACCUGGAGAAAACACCAGAGAAGGGAGAGAACACAGGGCUGAAGAGGAAGCAGACAAACAUUACAGAUUUCUAUCAGGCUAAAAGAAGAGUAGUUUGGAUGCCGCGCAAAUCCGGCGAGUGAUUUUCAUCCAGUUUACUUGCAAAAUGUGCCAAUAUCCCAAAAGAACCACACAAACAGUACUACACUCAGGAAGACUACGCUCUGCACAGACUCGGCACAAUCACUGAUCGGGGGUACCCAGCGAAUCACCUGACAUCAGAAGGGACGUCCGCUACACAUCAUUACUACCAGGUUUUAUUAGGGUACUGUACUCGCUCUGAAGGGGUUUGGUGUUUUUUGGAGGGGACAUUCGAGCGGAGAAGAUUAACGGUCAAUCUCUCAGAAUCGGUGGAUUUCUACUCAUUUGGCUCAUGGGGGAUGCCAAAGUGUCUGCGACUGACAUCUCCCACUGUACAUUCCACAGUGCUGAAGCUCUGUACGUCUUUCAGUACGGAGGUGCGACGGAUAAACACAAAACUGUGUACACUUGAAACAGAUGUUGGUUAAAAUCAUUCUGUCUUGCGAUGAAAUUGAAGUUGUGGCUGUGACAAAAAAAGCAACAAAAAAAAAACUGCAGAAUGAUUGAAAAAAAAGUAUGGAUGAGGCUCCACUAUUGUUUUCUACAAUGUUAUUUCUUAAUGUCGAUCAUGAGGGCUAGGAGUUUGUUUUUUUUUACAAAGCAUUUAUUAUACGUUUUAUAUCCA
This is a messenger RNA of Larimichthys crocea (large yellow croaker), 1311 nucleotides long. It is a transcript of the gene cdkn1a, whose product is annotated as cyclin dependent kinase inhibitor 1A. The record is from RefSeq and is a predicted model, not a curated record. The coding region runs from base 194 to 688 and encodes 164 amino acids. The transcript has 3 exons. Lineage: Eukaryota; Metazoa; Chordata; Actinopteri; Sciaenidae. Gene Ontology annotation, cellular component: cyclin-dependent protein kinase holoenzyme complex; nucleus. Gene Ontology annotation, biological process: negative regulation of cyclin-dependent protein serine/threonine kinase activity; regulation of G1/S transition of mitotic cell cycle; DNA damage response. Gene Ontology annotation, molecular function: cyclin-dependent protein serine/threonine kinase inhibitor activity.